AUGAACGAGCCAGAACCUCUCCAAGAUGAUGAUCAGAAUAGAGAAUGGGAGGAAGAAAAUGUGAAUGGAAAUGAUGUUCAUAGGAGAUGUAAAGUGACGCUUAUAACUGGAGACGAAAUUUUGGAGAAGUGGGAGGUAGCGACUAAUUUUCCUCAUUAUACCCCAAGUGAACGAACAUCCCUCCCGCAUACCAAGGACAUACAUAUGAAGAUUGAAGAUAAGAAAGUUGAGGCUGCAUGCUAUGUGAUAAAAGCCAAAAGCAAACAUUUAAAUACGAUUAGGAUGAUAACGAACAAAAUUGUAAAACUUUGA
This is a messenger RNA of Acanthoscelides obtectus, 312 nucleotides long. The record is from the annotation of a GenBank genome assembly. NCBI's taxonomy places the organism in Eukaryota, Metazoa, Arthropoda, Insecta, Coleoptera, Chrysomelidae.